Messenger RNA from Tricharina praecox, 1080 nucleotides. RefSeq lists its product as uncharacterized. Bases 197 to 928 code for a protein of 243 amino acids. Lineage: Eukaryota; Fungi; Ascomycota; Pezizomycetes; Pezizales; Pyronemataceae. The transcript is spliced from 2 exons. The record is from RefSeq and is a predicted model, not a curated record.
ACUCACACUGCUGGACGGAUAACUUUGAUGUAUUGAAUCCGCUUUUGCUUGACGCACGACACUCGUACAGACACAGACACAAGCAGAGCAUAGCGAAGCAACGCAGAGCAACGCAGAGCAACGCAAAACAGAAACAGAAACAGAAACAAAGCAAGGGACUCGAAUCGCUCCACCGCACAGCACGACAGCAGCAACCAUGAUCCUCCCGCGCUCCGACAUCCCCUACGGCGCGACGCACCCCCACUUCGGGCACACGACGCACCCGCCAUACGGCGCGACACACCCACACUUCGGCGGACACAAGGACAAAGGGCUCUCUGCCGGCGCGAUCGCCGGGAUCGUGAUCGCCUGCGUCUUCGUAGUCGGGGUGAUAGCCUGGGUGACGCGAACCUUCCUUCGUCACCGCUCACUCGGGCUUCCGCCGCCAACGCUGCACACGUUCUUCCCGUGCCUCCCGGGGAAGCCUCGCGGCGGCAGCUACGAGCCGACGCGGCCGGCGGCGUCCGGCGGCACGCGCGGGCUGUUCGGCUUCUUGAAGCCGUCGCGCGGCGGGUAUACCGGCGCGAAUGAGCGCUCGGCGCGCACCCGCGGCGCAUUCGACGAGGGCGCGUGGGAUAGCCGCAUGGACCACGAGGAGACGACGGAGUACACGGGGGCGUCGCAGGGCGUCAAGGAGGCUGUGAUUGGUGCGUUGGCGCCACGCAGUAGAGAGCAGGAUCUGGGCGUCGGGAGAGAGGAGGACCGUGGACGCAGUAGGAACCGUGGCGCUGAGGUCUAUGUCGAUUAUGGCGAUGAGCCCACCGCUGCCGGGAAGAACCCGUUCGAUCAGGAUGUGACCAGGAAGGAUGGCUUUGGCGAUGUUAGGAUUCAGGGGGGACGCCCGAGUAUCGAUAGCUCAAGGAGGAGUGCGUUCAGGGAGGCGAUGUGAGGAGGGUUACCGGGUUUGAAAAUACCGUCCGUCGCGUUUGUGUUUUCCUUGCGUUUUGUUUCCUUGUGUUGGUUUGAUUCUUCGUUUUCUUUGCAUUCCUGCAGCUGUUGGUUUCGGCUUGUUCCUUCUUCUGUCCCUGCGUGUGUAUGUGU